AUGUUCGCUUCAGCAACAGAAAGAGGCAAGUUUCAGUUCCUGUCUUGUUUUGACAAAGAACUUGACAGAUCCUUAGUUUCACCGCCAUCUUUGGCUUUGUAUGGAAGACCGAAGGAUUUCUUAACAGCCUUUGAAAGUCCCGUUUUUGCGGAUACAUGCUGGCAUUGGCCAGCAUCCGACGUCCGAGUUGACGAGCCAGUGGAGAAAAUCCUUAUCCCUCCACCACCAUUGCAGAAUCCAAACCCUAAGCGCUCUUAUCCUCAGGCCCAAGAGUAUCAUCUCAAAGCUGAUGAUCGCUUUACUCGUGGCUAUCGGUAUGGAACACCCUUUCUAGAGAGCCAGAAGGACAUCCUGAAGGCACGCAUGCUGAGUGUCGAUUCUGUACCCCAAGUUAUUCCCAGGAUCUUUGAUGAUGGCACUGUUCAAUACGAUCCUCUGCCUGGCAUGGUUCGCAUGGUACCUGGAGUACCUUUCACAUAUGAAAUGCCCGACUCGGAGAUGGUUGUCACCAUUGGAUGUCUACAUACUCCCGACUCUCUGAGGGAAUAUGGCAAAGACGGGCUUCAAGCCUUGGCAUUCUUGGAGGAGAUAUAUGUUCAUACUUUCGGAAGAAAGGGUGAUGAAACUCAAGGACUUCCAGAGAUCAAACCGAUUUAUAGCCUUCCCAAUCUCAAGCGUAAUGCCCGCUCUGGACCUGCUGUAGCAAACUGCUAUGACGGAUCAUAUAGCCUUGCCUCCACUGUCGGAGAUGGCGAAGGGUCAGGAUGCUUUCUCCCUGCUGCUCAAAAUGACACCAUGAUGGCGAAAAUCACUAUUGGUCCAGUAUUACGUCUCUUGCAUGACACUUGGCGGAUACUCUUUCCAAAGAGCGUCUCAAAGAUGGAGUAUGAUCUCGUGGAAUUCGACUCCAUCGAUAAUAACACAUUCUCCUUUGGCGGACUCGAUCCUGGACCAACCAGCCUUCAGAUGAACGUAACUUCACAAGGUCGUAGCUUCAAGGAGGCAAUUGGCGCCCAGGGUUCCUGGCACACAGAUUUUAACGAUUGCCCACUGCGAUGGAGUAUGAUUGUAAUGUUGUUGCGUAUCCCCCUCGGUGUCGAUCCUGGUACAUUCACUCUAGGCAGAUCAGGUCUGUUCGUACGCCAUGGGGACUACCUAAUUGUUGUGCUAUUUAUGAAAGGCCAAGACAUGCACUGUGGCGGACCGCCUUACUGCCACCCUUCAAAGUGGGAAUCAUAUAUACAAGAGGUCGCUCAUUUAUAUGAUUCCACUGAUUCAACAAACCGGGUCGUAUAUGUCUGCUAUCCUUCUCGAGCUGCCACCGACCGGUUUACCAAUAUGGCUGUAACUCCGUCAACUCACUUUGGCAAUGCCAACGCCACUCUCCCUCACAAAAUCUCUCAACGAACUUUCGCAACUCACGGCGAAUACAUCCUUGGGGGUGUAGAGGUUUUUGCAAAUCGCCUAGGACGUGAGGCUUUCUACAACUUUUGGAAUACUCUUCAACUCUGUGGCCUGACUCUCGAUCUCGACCCAAAUCACAUUCUGGCUAAUAUCUUCUACAUGAACGGCAAAACUCGAACAAGAUUGCUUCCUAAUCCAGAUGGGUAUCACCCCAUUCAUAACCGGGAUUGGCUGGUUCAGAUGCGUGCAUAUUAUCAGUGGUACACCGGAAUAUGCAAUCAUAUACUCAUACCCAUUCACAAAUCAGAAUACAAGAAAAGACUGGCGGCUACAAUGGGCUUGAAUGAUAAGCUGCAGGGUUUACCUGGUGUACCUCAGCCAACGGCUCUUUGUCACCCUAUUCAGCAAAGUGAGGAACAGAGUUCACAAAAUCCAAGAAGCAUAGACAAAGGCAAGAGAAAAGCAGUCUCAACCAGAAUCACCUCCAUGCCUCUUGCCAAGCGUCCACAUCGAACAACCACAAGUCCAGUCGAAACAAAUAUGGAAGUUCCAACAGAGCAAGGGCAGAGUGGGCCUGAGUAUGAAGUCGAGGAGAUUCUUAGUUACAGAUUACAGUUCAAUGAAGGACCCCAGUGGCUUAUCAAGUGGAAAGACUAUGAUUCAAGACAUAAUUGCUGGUGUUCUAUACACGAGCUAGAAAAUUGCAAGGAAAUGUUGGCGAGCUAUAAUGAAGAACAUGGGAUAGAGGCUGUCGAAGGAUAUACCCAAGGGGUGUAUUCAUUUGAGACGAUAAGCCGAUUAAAAUCCCUUUUUGAUUCUGAACGACUUCGCAAAGAACUUGAAAGCAUACGGGCGGAGCAUCAGGCUGAAGAAGGUGUUUAUCCCAGAGUCAAUGACUCUGUCCUUGGGCAAACCUUGAAGACUGUCCGCCAAUCUAUUACGGGUCGUGCUGCGCAGAAUGCAAUAUACCGAGAAGCAUAUCAAAACAUACAUGCGACUCCAGGUCAAUCUCUUCUAACAAUCUUUUCUCAAUUCUCUACAGUUGGAGCAAGUCUACCAGAAGCAACAGAAAAUCUUCGGAUCUUGACGAUUCUAGGAAGAGCCCAGAAAGCCGACAUCUGCAGGACAUUGCUCAUAGUCUAUGAUUGGUUUUCAUCAUCUGGGCCGCGUAUUGCGACAUAUAUGGUCUCAGAUGUCCUUAAGGGCAGCUCUGGAGACUUCCAAGAAUUAUAUCCACAAGUGGCAUCACUGGUCGAUCUGGUUAUACGCUAUGUUCGGAAAUACUUCCAGCACAAGGACCCAAAAGAGAAAAGAAGGGAGAAGCGUACAGGUAACGUCUUUGUUUUUCUAAACAUCCUACUAGUAUUGAAGAUCUUUGUAGGGGUCACGCCAAUAUCUGAACCAGAUAUUCCAUCAAGAAUAGAGGCAGCUGAUUUCGAAAGAUAUGGACUAACACAAGAAGGCUCACAAAGACGAUUGCCAAAGUUCUUGGAUUUACCGACGAUCGCCCCACAUCGAGUUACUCAUGAAAAUACGAGCCUCACCAAGGCGUGUACCAUUAUCCUUGUCGACCUUUGGGCUGCAUUCUACAUCGAGCCUCAUGUCAAGGCGAUGGAUCCAAUUCUUGUAGGAACUAGCUCAACAAAACGGAAGACAGACUGGAUUGCUAGAGCCAUCUGUCGAGGUGCUGUUCUAACACGCUUAGUGGAAUGCUUUGGGAGUGAAAGCAUAUUCUACUCCUCCGAAAUCGACUGGUUCCUCCGUACUCCCUGGGUCGUCUUUGGUAACGCUGGAAAGAACAACAACCGUGCACGGAUUUUCUCUACCCAAUCCAUCAAUAAUGCUCGUGAGCUUCUAGCACCUAUGGCAAGCAUUCUCAAGGCGACACUAGCAGAAAAUGAAACUUCCAAAACACUCGCAGACGAGAUCUAUCAGAUCAUAUACAAAGAUCUAUUAUCAACAGGUCAUGAAUCCCAUGCACAAGGAGCGACUGGUUCAAGACGUACCACAACAGGACGAACUCCAAGAAUACUUCAGCCAGUAUGGGGACAAGUAUCCUCUGAAUGUCUUAUUCCAAGUCACGACUCGGCUAUGCUCAAACCUAUCGCAUUAAUCCUCAGAGAAGCUCUGAACUACCGCUUGAACCAGCCCUAUGAAGAAGAAAUACUACAUCGCAUUCUCACUGGUCAUGAUCCAACGUCGAUACGACCAGUACCCAAUGACCAAGAUCACUUUGAUCCAAUUCGUCAAUUUUCACAAUCAGCAGAGCUCUUUCGUAAACAUCUUAGCCCUUUGUUGCUCGUCACAAGCCAUGGGUUAUCCAACCUCUUUGCUUGGUUCAGCACAGGUCAAGGCAACGGAACAAAGGAAUUCCUAAACAUGAUAUUUCCCUUCUUCUCAAUCUCAUCAGAUUCACUUCUCUCCAAGUUCGAUCAAGGUCUUACACAUAACAAAGCUCUUUCUCAUGCCGGAAAACCUAUUCUGGUCACAAACACCAGAGUUUGGGGCCAACCAAGCUCACAGCUCUCGCUCUUCUCUUACCAAGUUGAAGGAGUUACCGAGAAAGAGGCGAUGGACUCGAAAAUUUCAACGCUUUUCUCUGAUGACAUACGAUCACGCUGGAAAGAUUUCCUUGGAUCUCUCUACAACCAGGAUCCGUCCCAGUAUACAGGCCCUCGGCAUAGCUGGUUGGAAUGCACUCAUUUCUUGAGGUCGUUCAUGGUUGACGGCUUCAAGUCAGACACUCUAACCAUGUUGCAAUGUGCAAAUAGUCUUGCCUUUGCUGGAAUCGUAGACCCUCCAGACAUUAUCACUAUGGGCUCGUGGAUCUUCAACCAUACUGGCCUUGGUGCUUACCGAGGACUCAAUGAACUUGGCUUCAAAAUCAGUAAUAUCACCGAGGCGGUUGCUGCAUUUGCUAUGGUUCACAACCACUUGCUUACGCAUAUUGGAGAGGACGGCAAGAAUACUUUAGGCAUGGCCUCUGACUGCUCAGCCAUUGCGGUUGAACAUAUCCUUUGCAAGGUGACAAGAUGGACAAAAGUGCUUAAGGGCAGCCAGAUGUCUUGGGAUGACUUCGAGUGUCAUACUCAGUCGUCUCCAAUUCCCUUGAUGCUUUCUGAGAAGUUGAUUGACGACGUUAUAACAUGGACAAAGGUGAUUAUUUCUAGUUCUACUAGUGUUUAA
Messenger RNA from Pleurotus ostreatus (oyster mushroom), 4590 nucleotides. RefSeq lists its product as uncharacterized. Bases 1 to 4590 code for a protein of 1529 amino acids. Lineage: Eukaryota; Fungi; Basidiomycota; Agaricomycetes; Agaricales; Pleurotaceae. The record is from RefSeq and is a predicted model, not a curated record. The transcript has 5 exons.